AUGAUUGCGAAAUACGGGAUAUCAGAUGAUCAGUUUGAGAAGGAAAAGAUAGACGCGCAGAUACAGUUGAAAAACUGGGAAGAGCAUCGAAAAGAGCAAGUACUUGAGAUAUUCAAAUCAAAUUCAGUGUAUGUUUCCAAAUCGAAAAAAUCAGAUGUGGUGCAUCCUAAAAUGGCGAGAGAAAAUAUCGUGAUGAAUAGUAGAGGACAGAAAAUUGAAGUUGAAUUCGGCCGAUUGAGAGAGUAUUAUCUGUAUACUUUUGCUCCGAACAAGGAAUUCGUUUCGGUUCGAGAUCAUGUUGCACAUGACAAAGCAUUGGAUAACUUGCGAGAGAAACAGCGGAUUAAUAUCGCACAACGGAAAGACAAACAAGCUACAAAAAUACAGUUACUCAAAGAAUAUGAGCAGAGCAAAAGUGUUAUGGAAGAUCCGAUGACUCCUCGUAUUGCGGGAACGACUCAAAGAGAGAGAAAAGAGGAUACUGUAGUGGAAGCAAAAGCUACAACACCUGUCCCCUUACAUGUUGAGAAAUUCGUUCUGAAUACAACUGACGACAAGCGAAAGACGUUUCAUGAGAGUUGGUUCCGUCAACCGAUGUCUCGUUGUCAGAGGAAGAAAACUGAUGAUAUUUUUUGGAUAAGUGGGAAUGAAGAUGACCAAUCUGUCGACGAUGACCCAGAAGGAAAGUAUACUGUUACUGCUGAAACGAUGAUUGAGACAUUGACGGCAGGAGGAAAUGUUAAAGAUUCAGGAGUCGUUGAGCCAACUAGCAGCAAGACUAUCAUGACGGAUCCUCUGAAAACUGUUUACACGAGAUACAAAAACUCUUGUGGAAAGGAGAUAGUCUUUCUGAAUACGUUGAAAGGAACGAUUGACUUCAUCAAGAAGCAGCCACCAGAGAAGACGAACAAAUCCAAUACGAUUAGUGUUGAAGAACCCACAGACGUUCUGAACCAAAUCACUUUCGGCCCGACAAUCAUCACUCAUGUUUUCAAAGGGCGUAGACUCAAGAGACAAAACAAGGGCAGAAAAGGUGUGGAGACGUUUGAGGAGAAUCGAAAAGAAUACACGAGAGAAUCUGGAGAAGAAACUAGCGGUGUCUAA
Molecule: messenger RNA, 1104 nt
Organism: Caenorhabditis remanei
Lineage: Eukaryota; Metazoa; Nematoda; Chromadorea; Rhabditida; Rhabditidae
Exons: 8
Coding region: 1-1104 (367 amino acids)
Source: RefSeq, a predicted model, not a curated record